Molecule: messenger RNA, 1312 nt
Organism: Polychytrium aggregatum
Lineage: Eukaryota; Fungi; Chytridiomycota; Chytridiomycetes; Polychytriales
Product: XAP5, circadian clock regulator-domain-containing protein
Exons: 7
Coding region: 60-1013 (317 amino acids)
Biological process (GO): chromatin organization
Cellular component (GO): nucleus
Source: RefSeq, a predicted model, not a curated record
CUCCCCGACAUUCCCUGGCGAUCUAGAGAUCAACACCCCACAUCCUUGCAACACACGCCAUGUCGAGCAUCGGCGGAGCCACCUCCCAGGCCGAGGGCCAGCGCCAAAAGCUGCUGGAAAAACAGCGCACUCGUAUGAUGGACGAGAUUCAGAAGAAAAAAGAGCAGAUCUCGAAGGACGCUCAAGUCAAAAUCGGCGCCGACAAGUUUGUGAGCCAGCACGACGAGCUCGAGAACGAGUUCAAGCAGCAGACCAUCGGUCUGGUCAAGCUCGAGGACUUCCAGAGGAUCCGUGAGACCGUCGAUCGCAAGAAGGAGGAGCUGCGAAACAGUUCUCUCAAACCCGAGGCUGUCAAAAAGAAGAAAAAGAAGGCGGCCAAGAUCAACCUGUCGUUCGAUGUCGAAGGAGAGGAAGACGCAGAUGCAGACCAAGAGGAGGUCCCAAAGAAGAAGAUCAAGAAAGACCCCACCAUCGACACAUCGUUCUUGCCCGACAAAGAGCGCGAAACGGCCGAGCAGCUCGAACGCGAAGAAUUGCAGAAGGAGUGGGAGCAGCAACAGGCAUUGAUUCAAAAGGAGAGAAUCAAGAUCACAUGCAGUUACUGGGACGGCUCGGGUCAUCGAAUGCAAGUCGACUGCGUGAAAGGAGACAGCAUCGGCCAAUUCCUGGAAAAGUGUCGACAACAAUGCCAUCAGCUGCGCAGCGUUCAUGUGGACAACCUGAUGUACAUCAAGGAAGAUUUGAUCAUCCCGCAUCACUACACAUUCUACGACUUCAUUCUCAACAAGACCCGUGGCAAGUCCGGACCGCUGUUCUCGUUUGAUGUCCACGACGACAUUCGAUUGCAGAACGAUGCAUCCGUUGAGACCGAGGAGUCCCACGCCGGCAAGGUCAUCGAGCGGUCCUGGUACGAGAAAAACAAGCACAUCUUCCCUGCAAGUCGGUGGGAGGUCUUUGACCCGCAAAAGGACUACGGCAAGUACACCAUCAAAGACAAGAAACAGGAUGACUGAGUGCAAAUCAGCCGCGAAGACGGGGUUGUCCUGCCAUCGUCCACUCUGCGGCGGUUGCUCCAUGUACCAUAACCGACCCAAGAAAAGCACUCUGGAGCCAACCCGACCCAGGCCGACCCCAAUAGCGCGAGCUACUUGAUCCUUCAUACCAGCCACGACCGAGAUUGGGCUGCUCAAGUACGACACGACAGGAAAGCUGUGAUGCUGAAAGUGGAGGCGUGUGUAUUCUUGCAGUCCAACAAGUCCGGCGUCAGGGCUCAGACUCAGUCGUCAAUGGUGAUGACGCUGUAGGAGGGGGC